This is a messenger RNA of Penicillium subrubescens, 1116 nucleotides long. RefSeq lists its product as uncharacterized. Gene Ontology annotation, cellular component: nucleus-vacuole junction; phosphatidylinositol 3-kinase complex, class III, type I; late endosome. Gene Ontology annotation, molecular function: protein binding; protein serine/threonine kinase activity. The transcript has a single exon. NCBI's taxonomy places the organism in Eukaryota, Fungi, Ascomycota, Eurotiomycetes, Eurotiales, Aspergillaceae. Gene Ontology annotation, biological process: autophagy of peroxisome; macroautophagy; protein targeting to vacuole. The coding region runs from base 1 to 1116 and encodes 371 amino acids. The record is from RefSeq and is a predicted model, not a curated record.
AUGGAGCAUUUCAGAGAUGAGGGUCAGUCAACGCUCCUCAUCGCCACGAAUACCUGCCGCAUUCUGGCACUGGACAUGAAGACCAUGCUACCAGUCUUUACUUUGGAGAACCCCGUCCACCAUGGAACUCCAACAACAUUCUGCUGCGACCGGCGCCAUACCUGGCUGCUCAUCGGAACCACUCAUGGAGUUCUCGAUUUGUGGGACCUUCGGUUCCGGGUACGACUCAAAGCUUGGGGUCUACCAGGUUGGGGCUAUAUCCACCGGGUUCAGCUACAUCCCAUCAAAUCACGAGGGCGCUGGGUUUGUGUGUCUAGCAGCGGGAUUCACGGGAAUGAAAUCACCGUUUGGGAUAUUGAGAAGUUCCGCUGUCGCGAAGUCUACCAAGCGGCGCCGCUGAAUUCCAGCGAGACGGCCACUCCCAAUGGCUCAGCCCCGACUACUCAUCAUCGGAGCUCCCGGGGCAUCGCCACUAGCCGGGCACACCGUCUUAGCGCAAGGGAUUUCGAGGCCUGGCCUGUUGACGAGGACCGACCGGAGGGCAUGCUCAGCCGUUUUGCUACAACGAGCCCCGCCGCAGCUGGUCUCGAGGCUGGCCCACCGGUCGUUGGCAACAACGGCUCAGCAGCAGCACCCACCAACCUCGCAGGCGAUCGAAUGGGCACGUUGGCAUUCAUAGGAGGUCUGAAUACCCCGGAUGAUGACAAGGCCGCCAGCAGCAACAGCAAACUCGGAUUCAUCGUCUCGGCUGGAAGCGACCGACGAAUUCGGUUCUGGGAUCUUGCCAACCCGGCAGGCUCGAUGAUAGUCAGCGGACUGGAUGCCGUUGCCAAUGGCACUGCUGCGAGCAAGCCACAGUACGAGACCACCCAGCCUGGACCCCACCUCUCGAUGGUGAUAGAACAUAUGCCUCGCUCGUCGGGCGAUGGUGCCGCUGCUGCUGUUUCCAAGAAGGGAGCUAGUCCACGGCCACCCCGCAGCACCGUGAUCAGUCUUCAACAGCAGAUGCUUCUUAAGAGUCAUCUGGAUAUCAUUCAGGAUGUCGCGGUGCUACGUCAGCCGUAUGGGAUGAUCGUGAGUGUAGACAGGGCGGGUAUGGUGUACGUUUUUAAGUAG